Anoplopoma fimbria (sablefish) is the source of this 1141-nucleotide messenger RNA. RefSeq names its product thiosulfate sulfurtransferase like domain containing 3 (gene tstd3). Gene Ontology annotation, cellular component: mitochondrion. The record is from RefSeq and is a predicted model, not a curated record. The transcript has 4 exons. NCBI's taxonomy places the organism in Eukaryota, Metazoa, Chordata, Actinopteri, Perciformes, Anoplopomatidae. Gene Ontology annotation, molecular function: thiosulfate-cyanide sulfurtransferase activity. The coding region runs from base 125 to 646 and encodes 173 amino acids.
GGUCAUUUUUUUUGCAGUGGGGCAAUUAUUCUAGUAACGUUAGUUGUCGCAGGUUACUGUGUACUUACGGGUUUAUGUUGAAGAAGUGCUAGUAUAGAGUGUAACAUAGGGUGUGACUAAUCACAUGGCUCUCAGAAGGUGCUGGGGGCUAGCAGGGGUCGCUCCGCGGCUGUUGUGGAACAGUACCGUCCUGCCUGGAGCUUCCGUCCCAGGACGAACUUCUGCGUCCAGCCUUGUCAGCACUCACCACGGUUGCAAAAAUACAGGCUCGCAGCUCCGCAGGUUCGGUUCUGCGCCACCGAGCACGGAUGUGAGUUAUGAGCAGAUGAAGCAGCUCCUGGCCGGCCGGAAAGCUGUGGUUAUAGACGUCAGGGAGCCCUGGGAGCUCAGGGAGUACGGCUUCAUCCCCGGGUCAAUCAAUGUUCCCCUGGGACAGGUGAACACGGCCCUCCAGCUGGGUCCGGAGGAGUUCAAUGAAAAGUAUGGCAGUGAAAUGCCCCAGCAGACAGACAACAUUGUGUUCAGCUGUCUGGCAGGGGUCAGGAGCAAGACAGCCCUCGACACAGCCACCUCGUUGGGAUACAAAGAUGUUCAGCAUUACCUGGGAGGAUGGCAAGACUGGGCGAAAAAUGAACAGAAUAACUGAUGCAGGGAUAACAAAAAAGAAAAAAUCUCUUAACCAAGAUCAGACUGGCUUGUGAGAGUGCGUAACAAGGAAUCUUGAAAAGGGUUUUUAAAAUGUUCAUUCACUCUUCUGUUGUUUUCCUCUUCUGUGAAUCCCAAAGACUGAAACCAGAGGGCUCAGCAUCCAUCGUCAAGUCACACGUCUGCCGCUAGAAAAAAAUGUCAAAACUACUGCAAUGUUACUUGUAAUUUCAUCUCAUCAUAGAACUAUUUAUAAACCCUUUACAACUUCUAAAGAGACAAAUAUAUAACCUGUGAUUAUUCUAAACAAUAAUAUAAUUGUCGAUAGACAAUGAGGAGUGUUUUUCCCCCACAUAAUUUAUGCAAAUGACUACUUUAUGUGUAUGAUUUUGAGUUAUAAUGAAGUGGUCCUUUGCCAAAGCGUCAAGUUGAUGCUCAUAGAUGCAUCUGCAGUUGUUGCCAACAUCAUUCAAUAAAUAAAAUUAUAGUUUUAAUU